Closterium sp. NIES-65 is the source of this 1413-nucleotide messenger RNA. NCBI's taxonomy places the organism in Eukaryota, Viridiplantae, Streptophyta, Zygnematophyceae, Desmidiales, Closteriaceae. The record is from the annotation of a GenBank genome assembly.
AUGCUCGAGCCGCCGUCAGUUUCCACUCUCGCCUCCCUCUUCGGAAUCGCCGUACCCGUUAUGUUCCUCCUCGCUCCUGUAGCCUGCCUCGCCACAACAUUCAUCUCCGCGCCUUACGGUCGACACGUGCGACCCGGCUGGGGUCCCUUAAUCCCCGCGCGGCUCGCGUGGAUCUUCAUGGAGAGCCCCGCGCUUUGGCUUUCCGCCAUGGCGUUCAGCUGGGGCUGGCACGGCUGCCACGUGGCAGAUCGGAAAGCAGGAUCAACGGCGGGUGCGGCGGCAGCGGUAUCGGAGGCGACGGAUGCGGCACCAGUAAUUAUGGCGUUUUAUCUGGUGCACUAUUUUCACCGGGUGGUGAUUUACCCGAUGCGGAUGCGAGCUGAGGGCAAGACGAUGCCCGUGACGGUGAUGCUUCUGGCGUUCUGCUACAACCUGCUCAACGGCUUCAUGCAGGGCUGGCAAGUGGGAGGCGCUGAGAACGCCGCAAUGCCGCCGAAAACGGCGCAGGAGCUUCAGGCGGAGAAACUGAAGCAGAAGGGUAACGAGUACUUCAACAAAGGGUUUCUCGGAGCAGCUAUAGACGCGUACACGGAGGCCAUCACCUUUGCCCCAGGGGUGCCAGUUUAUUGGACCAACCGAGCUCUAUGCCACAGGAGAAAAUGCGAUUGGCCGAGAGUAGAGCAUGACUGCACGAAGGCGUUGGAACUGGACAGAAAUUCCGUCAAGGCGCGCUUUCUUCUUGGCCUUGCUCUGGUGGAGCUGAGCCGAUUCCCAGAGGCGAUCAGAGAGCUGGAGAAGGCGUUGGAAGCACUGAGGAAUGACACGCGGUUGGUGCGCAGUGACAACCUGGACGACAUCUGGCGAGUUCUUGCUUCUGCCAAAUACCGGCGGUGGGAGGAAGAGGCCAAGGCGAGGAGGGAGAAGCAGCAGGCGCUGGGAGAUGAGCUAAAGCUGCUACUAAAGAAUCGCCUGUGUCAGCAAGUAUCGCAGCUUCUUGGCAAAGAGGGCGCGCUGAAUGGGUCAGCUCAUGUGGACUUCUCCAGUUUGGGAAACACGGAUGGUCUGGACCCUCACAAGUCGGAGCAAGUGAGGACGCUAGUGCAGCAGUACCAGGAGCGACUCAACACGCUGGAAAACGUGUUUGAUAAGGCAGGAGCACCAGACAGACCUACCGAGGUGCCUGACUUCCUCUGCUGCAAGAUCACCAUGGACAUUUUCAAGGAUCCUGUCAUCACCCCCAGUGGCGUGACAUACGAACGAGCAGUGCUGGUGGAUCACCUGAAGUCGGGAAAACACUUUGACCCGGUAACAAGGGCCUCCUUGACGCCAGAGCAGCUGGUGCCAAACCUGGCACUCAGAGAAACAGUACAACACUUUUUAGAUGAUCACGGGUGGGCCUAUAAUUUGCAAUAA